GGUGACAUCAUCUUGGAAAAAUGUGUGUGCGCGAGUGUCUGCGAAACAACGGUAUCAGACAGCGCGUGUGACCGGGAACGACAACCGAGAGAGAGAGAGAGAGAGAGAGAGAGAGAGAGAGAGAGAGAGAGAGAGUAAAGAAAAGGCGUUUCCAUCAACGAACCGGCAAAACUGUGUAUCCAGACAACCGGACGGACGGAUAGAACUUGCCUGGAACAAAAACAAAGCACUUAUCCACACUAGCCAGUAGAAUUUCGCCAUAACAAUUGCUUUUGUAAUCGCUUUUAUAUGUUUAUAAAAUAAAAUCCAUCACUAGACGGCGUCCCAGAGCUGACAACAUCCUAAACCAACUAGCCUACAUUCUGGAUAGAGGAGCUGACUGAAGAAGCCGAUUUUGCAGCGAGAUUGUCCGUCAAUCGAAUACAAAAUCACAUUUUGAUAACUGGUAGAGAAGUGAACACUAUCUCACCCACAGAACAGGGCAUCUCUCUUCGCGGACUCAUAGCCUACACAAAGCCCGGGACCAUGUCGGAGUACAGUUCUUUGCUCAGUGACCUGUCUGAGAACAUCACCAACGAGGACUUGGACCAACUCAAGUCAGCCUGCAAGGAGGACAUCACAGAAGACCAGAGCAACACAAUCACCUCCUCCAAGGAGUGGUUCAACUACCUGGAGAAAAACGAAAAGCUGGCACAGGAUAACCUGUCGUACAUCGAGCACAUCUUUGAGAUAUCACGACGACCAGACCUGCUGACCCGGGUCAUUGAGUAUCGCACCACCGUACUCAAGAUCUCUGAGGACGACGAGAUCGACACCAAGCUCACACGCAUCCCCUCCGCCAAGAAAUACAAAGAUAUCAUUCGCCAACCCUCUGAAGACGAGAUCAUCAAGUUGGCUCCUCCCCCUAAAAAAGUGUGAGGUCAUCACCCCUGACCUUUGCACUUUGACCUCUGGCACUCCAACCAUCUCGACCCCCCCCCCCCCUUCGCC
Molecule: messenger RNA, 990 nt
Organism: Salvelinus fontinalis (brook trout)
Lineage: Eukaryota; Metazoa; Chordata; Actinopteri; Salmoniformes; Salmonidae
Product: astrocytic phosphoprotein PEA-15
Exons: 4
Coding region: 526-918 (130 amino acids)
Biological process (GO): MAPK cascade; regulation of apoptotic process
Molecular function (GO): protein binding
Source: RefSeq, a predicted model, not a curated record